Molecule: messenger RNA, 1905 nt
Organism: Wickerhamiella sorbophila
Lineage: Eukaryota; Fungi; Ascomycota; Dipodascomycetes; Dipodascales; Trichomonascaceae
Product: External alternative NAD(P)H-ubiquinone oxidoreductase B1, mitochondrial
Exons: 1
Coding region: 1-1905 (634 amino acids)
Molecular function (GO): NADH dehydrogenase activity
Source: RefSeq, a predicted model, not a curated record
AUGAUUCGGCGGUUCACAGUUUCUCGGGCCAAUGGAUUAGCUCUGUUUAAGCGUGCCCCUAAACGAUUUGUAGCUCCGAAUUAUGCACCUCGAUUUUACUCGGAGGCCCGGCCUCCCAAAAAGACCCGGAAAUUCGCUAUGGCUCUGUUGAGGCUAGGCGCAGUAGCCGUUGCUAUACCUGUCGGCUAUCUCGCGUUCUUCUUUUUGUACGAUGCCACUACUUACAAGGAUGGGCCUCUGGAGGUCGAAUGCGAUAUCCCCCUCAGUGCCCUGCAUCUGCGUCGCGGCGGGCCCAAGAACCUGCCCAUUGCAGAAUCUUGGAUUGACGACCGAGAGCUCGGCAAUGACAGCGAUCGACCGAACCUGGUCAUUGUCGGCAGCGGAUGGGGUGCAAUUAGCUGUAUGCGUAGCAUCGAUACCACAAAGUACAAUGUCACAAUGGUUUCGCCCACUAAUCACUUCCUGUUCACGCCGCUGCUUCCGUCGGCUGCCGUGGGCACCCUAUCUUUGGACUCCUUAAUGGAACCGGUGCGCGAUAUGUGCCGGAAACGUGGUGUCCGGUUUGUUUCUGCUGCCGCAGAUGACAUUGACUUUGAGGAUCGCCUGCUGGAAGUUCGCUCCGACAGCCCCAAUGGCGAUUCCGUCCACUUCUACAUCCCGUACGAUGAGAUUGUUUUUGCGACCGGGGCCAAAUCAAACACCCAUGGUGUUCCCGGAUUGCAGUAUACUUAUGCUUUCAAGACCGCGCUUGAUGCGCAGGAGGUCAAGGAGGCUAUUUGCCGAAACCUGGAGAUGGCCGCUUUGCCCUCGACUUCUGAGGAAGAGCGUAAACGAUUACUCUCUUUUGUGAUCUGCGGAGGCGGUCCAACUGGUGUCGAGGUGGCAGCCGAGGUCUACGAUCUGCUGCGAGAGGACGUUAUCAGAAAGUACCCCAGCCUGCUUUUGAAUAAUUCUAGCGUGCAUAUCAUCCAGAGCCGGUCGGCUAUUUUGAAUACCUAUGACGAGAAAAUUUCCGAGUUCGCCAUGCAACGGUUUGCUCGCGAUGGAAUCGACCUGCAGCUCAAUUCUCGCGUCGAGGAGGUACGUCCGGGAUCUGUCUUGUACUCCCAGCGGCUGUCGGACGGUACCAAGCAGAUCUAUGAGUUGCCCAGCGGGCUGACCCUGUGGACCACAGGCAUCACCACUACCCGAUUUACCCAAAAGCUCUGCGAAAAACUGCCCGAGUUCCAGCAUAAUAAGCGGGCUCUUGAGACUGAUUCGUACUGCCAUGUAAUUGGCGCCCCCGCCGGUGUGUAUGCCAUCGGUGACUGUGCCACGAUCCGCACAGAUCUUGCUGCGGAUCUCAAAAAGAUCAUGGUGAAACACGCCAAGAAGCGCCAUGGAACCAGCAGUGGCUAUAUUGACCGGCUCACCGUCAAACAGGCUAUUUCCAUUAUCGAUCGGAUGAUUGCUGAAGAGCCGCAAGCGGGCUACAUCUUGAAGACUAUGCGCGAGCGUCUGUUGCAUGAGCGUCCCCAGGACGAGGAGCUUAGCUACGACCAGACUGUGGCCGCCCUUCAGGAUGCAAACGCCAAAGUGGUCUCUCUUCCGGCUACGGCUCAGAGAGCGCAUCAGCAGGGUGAAUACAUUGCGCAAAAGCUCAAUGCGCUGACUGACAAUCAAGAUGAGCGCAUGUACAGACCGUUUGCCUUCAAAAACCUGGGGUCAAUGGCUUAUGUUUCGAACGGUGCCAUCAUUGACACCGGCAGAUUCCAGUUCCUUGGCGGUGUUCUAGCUAUGUACGCCUGGCGUAGUGCCUACAUGACAAUGACGGUCACACCUCGUGCUCGUUUACAUAUGGCGUUUGAUUGGAUGUACCGUGGUCUUUUUGGUCGCCAAAUCUAUCUCCACGACCGGCAAAAGUAG